Molecule: messenger RNA, 1245 nt
Organism: Endocarpon pusillum Z07020
Lineage: Eukaryota; Fungi; Ascomycota; Eurotiomycetes; Verrucariales; Verrucariaceae
Product: cAMP-dependent protein kinase type 2
Exons: 3
Coding region: 1-1245 (414 amino acids)
Biological process (GO): peptidyl-serine phosphorylation
Cellular component (GO): nucleus; cAMP-dependent protein kinase complex
Molecular function (GO): ATP binding; cAMP-dependent protein kinase activity
Source: RefSeq, a predicted model, not a curated record
AUGCCGUUCGGAAGCCUUCUUAAAAAGAAAAAGACCAAAGAUUCGCCCUCUGGUCAAGGCGUCACAUCACCAACAUCUCCUACCAAGGAAACAUCGAGUACAUCUUCUCCGCUUUCUUCAAAACAAAGCGGCCCCCCUCAAUCCACCACCACAGCAGCUACCUCUGCAAGCAGUGCACUCACUAGCACGAAUGGCCCGGUAGAGACCAAGGCAGAGUCGACGCCUACCCCUGCGACUAUCGCAACUCCAACGGAAGCGACCGCGACGCCCACACCCAUCAUGGAGAAGGUCGUGCCUCGGCAGACCAAGGGCAAAUACACCUUGACAGACUUCAAUUUUGAGAGAACUCUGGGCACAGGUUCAUUUGGAAGAGUUCAUUUGGUCCAAUCUAAGCACAAUCAGCGAUAUUAUGCCGUCAAGGUCCUCAAGAAGCAACAGGUAGUGAAGAUGAAGCAGAUUGAGCACACAAAUGAUGAGCGUAGGAUGCUGCAGCGGGUAAAACAUCCAUUCUUGAUCACGCUGUGGGGCACAUUUCAAGAUGCGAAGAACCUUUACAUGGUGAUGGAUUUUAUCGAAGGUGGUGAGCUUUUUAGCUUACUGAGGAAAUCACAGCGUUUUCCCAAUCCGGUUGCAAAGUUCUAUGCUGCCGAGGUGACUCUUGCUUUGGAAUACCUCCAUGCACAGAAUAUCAUCUAUCGGGAUCUCAAACCUGAGAACUUGCUUCUUGAUCGACAUGGUCAUAUCAAAAUCACCGAUUUUGGUUUCGCCAAAGACGUCGUAGAUAUUACCUGGACUCUGUGUGGAACCCCUGAUUAUCUUGCACCAGAAGUCGUUUCGUCAAAAGGAUAUAAUAAAUCAGUUGAUUGGUGGUCUUUGGGGAUCCUCAUCUUUGAAAUGCUCUGUGGCUUCACUCCCUUCUGGGACGGCGGCUCACCAGUCAAGAUCUACGAAAACAUCCUUAAAAGCAAAGUCAAGUAUCCACCCUAUAUCCACCACGACGCACAAGACCUCCUCGUCCAGCUCAUCACACCAGACUUGACAAAGCGACUGGGCAACCUGCAUGGUGGCCCGGCAGACGUGAAGAAUCAUGCCUGGUUCGCUGAGGUGACAUGGGAAAGACUUUUGAAGAAGGAUAUUGAUGCCCCGUAUGUGCCGCCAGUUAAGGGUGGGCAAGGUGAUGCAUCACAAUUUGACAAGUAUCCGGAGGAGACGGAAGAAUAUGGAAAGAAAGGGGAUGAUCCGUGA